AUGAAGUUUAUACUCCUUGUGCAAUCACUGCUGUUGACUAACCUCUCACCACAGCUAGUGUCUGGGAGUCCCAAGCAACUCUUCCUGAAAUACCUGUUUGAACCUCCACCUUGCAGGUCAAGUCCUGAAAACUGCAAUUACUUCUGCACAGUUCAGGCAGAUUGCAAAAAGGGAUUGCAGUGCUGUUCUUCCUUUUGUGGAAUAGUCUGUUCCAUAAACAAAAAAGGUUCCACUGAAGAGUAG
This is a messenger RNA of Suncus etruscus (white-toothed pygmy shrew), 243 nucleotides long. RefSeq names its product WAP four-disulfide core domain 13 (gene WFDC13). The coding region runs from base 1 to 243 and encodes 80 amino acids. The record is from RefSeq and is a predicted model, not a curated record. The transcript has 3 exons. Lineage: Eukaryota; Metazoa; Chordata; Mammalia; Eulipotyphla; Soricidae.